This is a messenger RNA of Zingiber officinale, 1577 nucleotides long. RefSeq names its product histone deacetylase 14-like. Gene Ontology annotation, cellular component: histone deacetylase complex. Bases 54 to 1394 code for a protein of 446 amino acids. The record is from RefSeq and is a predicted model, not a curated record. NCBI's taxonomy places the organism in Eukaryota, Viridiplantae, Streptophyta, Magnoliopsida, Zingiberales, Zingiberaceae. Gene Ontology annotation, molecular function: histone deacetylase activity. Gene Ontology annotation, biological process: chromatin organization. The transcript is spliced from 9 exons.
CACAAAAUGGGAAUAAACACAUCGAAUGCACUGUGGCCAGGAAGAGUCCUCUAAUGGAGCUCCUAGCGCUGCCGCCUCCUACCCUCGCAGGGCAUUUGUUCGUAUCUAAAAUUAGGUAUUUUCAUGGCUUGACGGGGUGUUUGGGUUUCAAAUCGAAGAAAAAUUCGAUGGUCUUACAGAGACUCGCAUCCAGAUACAUGUCUUUAUCUGCAAAAAGAUCAGCAAAGGACCGCAAGCCUUCUGUUGUGAGAUCUGGUGGAAUUGACGAAGAAUUAGAUGUUGCUUCCUCCAGAGAAUCAUUCUACGAUGCGCGUGUGCUCUACUGUGUAGCAGCAGCCAUGGGCCAUAAUAAGGAGUCUCAUCCAGAAUCGAACAAACGAGUGCCUGCAAUUGUCAAUGCUCUUGAGAGGUUAGAGCUCACUCCUAAGUAUCGGAGCAGAGAGGUGUAUGAACUACAAAAUAUCAAACCAGCAUUGUUAGACGAUAUUGCCCUUGUUCAUUCUAGAUCUUAUAUCCAUGGCCUUGAGAAGGCCAUGCCUAAGGCAAUGGAUGAAGGCAUCAUCUUCAUUGAUGGAUCUGGUCCUACAUAUGCUACUGAAACUACUUUUGAAGAAUCACUCAUUGCAGCUGGUGCAGGGAUUUCCUUGGUUGAUGCUGUGGUUGAAGCUUCAAUGGUCAACUACAAUCCACCUAUAGGAUUUGCCUUAAUAAGGCCUCCUGGUCAUCAUGCAGUUCCAAAAGGACCCAUGGGAUUUUGUGUCUUUGGAAAUAUUGCAGUGGCUGCACGUCAUGCUCAACGGGUGCAUGGAUUACAGCGGGUUCUUAUAAUUGAUUUUGAUGUUCACCAUGGUAAUGGUACUUGUGAUGCAUUUUAUGACGAUCCAGAUAUAUUCUUCAUUUCCACUCAUCAGGAUGGUAGCUAUCCUGGUACUGGAAAGAUGGAACAGGUUGGUCAAGGAAGUGGUGAAGGAGCAACUCUCAACUUGCCUCUACCUGGAGGGUCAGGAGAUAGUUCUAUGAGAUCAGUAUUUGAUGAAGUCAUUGUUCCUUGUGCCCAAAGAUUUAAGCCUGAUAUAAUUCUUGUUUCAGCUGGCUAUGAUGCACAUGCUUUGGACCCAUUGGCUGGAUUGCAAUUUACAACCGGAACCUACUACAUGCUAGCAUCAAAUAUAAAGCAACUUGCAAAGGAGCUGUGUCAUGGACGCUGUGUAUUCUUCCUAGAAGGUGGAUACAAUCUCGAAUCUCUGUCUAAUUCCGUCGCGGACACUUUCCGAGCGUUCCUGGGCGAACCAAGUUUGGCUUCCCAAUUUGAUGAUCCAACAAUGCUUUACGAAGAACCAUUGUUGAGAGUGCAAAAGGCAAUUCAGAAGGUCAAACACAUACAUUAUCUUUAAACAUAGUGGAAUUGCGCAUGUAGCUAUUCAAACAAUGUAAGUUCAUUGAAUAGUUGCUUUCAGUUGUAAUAUUGAGAAAUGCAACAUUUAAAACAACAAAAGCAUUUCUGAAGUUGAACAAGAUACAAUUUCACACAUGAUGAUACCAAGUCAAUUCCUUAACAAAAAUCUAACUUCAUGUUC